This is a messenger RNA of Tachyglossus aculeatus (Australian echidna), 2518 nucleotides long. RefSeq names its product fatty acid amide hydrolase 2 (gene FAAH2). The record is from RefSeq and is a predicted model, not a curated record. NCBI's taxonomy places the organism in Eukaryota, Metazoa, Chordata, Mammalia, Monotremata, Tachyglossidae.
AUGGCCCCGUCGCGCGCCCACCGCUGCCUGCUACUGCUCAUGCGCGCGGUGGGCUUCCUCAUCGGCCUGCUGGGCUCCGCGGCGCGCGCCCUGGACGCCAACUACCGCGCCCCCCGGGCCCCCCCCCCGGCGACCGAACCACUGCUGCUGCUGUCGGGGGUGCGGCUGGCCGAGGCCAUCCGACGGAGGAAGGUGAAAAGCAUCGAUGUCAUUGAAGCUUAUAUUGCAAGAAUCAAGGAUGUGAACCCGAUGAUCAAUGCAGUUGUCAAGUGCAGGUUUGAGGCAGCUCGGGAAGAAGCCAUUGCGGUGGAUAAACAGUUGGAAGAGGGCCAUGAAGAUGAAGCCACCCUGGAGAAGGAAAGGCCCUUCUUGGGAGUCCCUCUGACCGUCAAAGAGGCCUUUGAGCUGGUUGGGAUGCCCAAUAGCUCUGGCCUGGUGAACCGUCGCAAUCUGGUGUCCCAAGCGGAUGCCACUGUGGUGGCCAACCUGAAACGGGCCGGAGCCAUUCCCCUGGGAGUGACCAACUGCAGUGAGCUUUGCAUGUGGUAUGAGUCUAGCAACAAUGUCUACGGCCGAUCCAAUAACCCAUAUAAUGUGCAGUGCAUCGUAGGUGGAAGUUCAGGAGGUGAGGGGUGUGCCCUGGGAGCUGCCUGUUCGGUGAUCGGCGUGGGCUCGGAUAUCGGUGGCAGCAUCCGGAUGCCUGCUUUCUUCAAUGGCAUCUUUGGACACAAACCUACUUCAGGAGUCGUCUCUAACCAGGGUCAGUUUCCUCUGGCCGCGGGAGCCCAGGAAAAGUACCAGUCUACAGGUCCCAUGUGCCGCUAUGCCGAGGACCUGGUGCCCACACUCAGGGUCAUGGCCGGGCCCGGCAUCCACAGGUUAAAGUUGGAUCAUAAGGUGCAGAUGAAAAACUUGAAAUUCUACUGGAUGGAACACGAUGGAGGCUCGCUUUUGACAUCCCCAAUGGACAAAGAACUGCUUCAGGCCCAGAGCAAGGUGGUGGAGCAUCUUGAAAAUGUGGUGGGUGCGUCUGUUCAGCAUGUGAAACUCAGGAAGAUGAAGUACUCUUAUCAGCUCUGGAUGGCCAUGAUGUCAGCCAAGCACCCUGAUGGAACGGAAGCCUUGACAUUUCGAAAACUCCUAGGAGAUCAUGGGAAUCCCGUCUGGCCACUGUGGGAACUGAUAAAGUGGUGCGUCAGGAUGUCUUCGCUCACCAUCCCGUCCAUUGGGCUGUGUCUGUUCGAGAACGUCAGUUUUAAUUCUGAGACCUUCACCAGGCUUGAAAGUUUGAGAAAAAGUUUUCGGGCGGAGUUGGUCGAGCUGCUUGGCAAUGAUGGGGUUUUCUUAUACCCCCCACAUCCCAGAUUGGCUCCCAAACAUCACUUCCCCUUGUCGAGGCCCUUCAACUUUUCUUAUACAGCCAUCUUCAAUGCCCUGGACUUACCUGUAACCCAGUGCCCACUUGGGCUGAGCAAAGAAGGACUUCCUUUGGGCAUCCAGGUGGUGACAACGCCCUUCAACGAUCAUCUGACUCUGGCAGUGGCUCAGCACUUAGAGGAUGUCUUUGGAGGCUGGGUCUCCCCUGGCAAGGCCUAGUAUGACUUCUUGGAUCUCAGCGACAUCAAGAAGAGAGAGCCGCACUGAGUUCAACCCAAAUGAAGCCCUCUCCCAUAGGAUAAAUUCCUGAAGAACCAGAAAACCAGUUGCUGUUUGACGGCUGUUCUUAUUGGCACUGAUUGAUACCUCAUCUUUAGGCAAGAAGGGACAGAGGGUUCUCUCCCGUUCAGCCUGGAUAUGGAAGACCCAGCCCAAGUGGCAAAGCAAAAUUCAGGAUAUAGCCAUCCCAAACCCUACCUGUUUUAAAAUUUUGUCAGCCCAGCCGGACAGGCGUAAUGAAGGGAGCAUGGCCCCUUUAAAUGGUAGGGCUGGGGGGAACAUGGAUUAGAAAGCAUGCUGCCGGCAGGAAGAAAGAAGGCAAAUAUUUAUGCGUUGCUCUUUGUUCAGGAUUUAGGAAAUCCAGCUGGAACAAAACACUUUCAUGUGAAUUUCCAUUUGGAUCCCUUCCUCUCCCUCUUCCCCUGAAUGCAUAAUCCGCGGUGGUAGGUGGCCCAAACCCUCACCAAACCUGACAGUCUGCUGGUCCAGCCUAGCCUCCAGCUCAGCUCAGGCAGCUCGGGACUUGUAGGCUGGGCUCAGUCCGUGCAGAACUUGUUCUCAGCUGUAGCGUGGGUACCCUGUGCUCGAGUAGGUGAGCGAAAUAGAAACCCGAUGGCUUUGAUGGAGCAAGCUUGGCUGCUCCUGGUGCUACCAUUAGCGACCGGAAAACACAGCAUAAAAGCCAAGCCUCUUCAUCCCCCCAAAGGGAAUUUUUCAUCACUUCCAUCUAUGUUGAGCUGGCCUCAAAGACAGGCACUUAAAUCUCCAGUGUGUGGAUUUGCCUCCUUUUUACAUGGUAUUUGUGUGCUUGCUAUGUGCCGGGCACUGUCCUAAGCGCUUGGGUAGAUACACGCUAAUCAGG